UUUGACGGGAUUUUGAUCACUUCACUUUAAAAGAUAAAGACGGUUACAUCCCUUCCAUCGUAUUUUUCGGUAUGUCGUUUACUCUCAUUCACCCUUGUCAACCACUAUCUUCAUCGUGUUCUUACUUUCAACCCAACCUCUUUACUGCAAUUAACUGCUCUGGUUCUAAUGUUCCUAACUUUCUCCCUAAAUCCUGCGAAAAUGGUUACCACAUUGAAAGGGGUUUGGAGUUUAGUACAGGAAACGCGUUUUUCCGGCAAGAGAGCGCCACCGGCAGAGAUCUCGCCGUGCUUGCCGCUUCCUUGCACAAAAAGGGUAACGGAAGCUUGCGUGUUCUUGAUGCGUUGUGUGGGUGUGGAAUUCGGUCGCUCCGGUAUCUGGCGGAGGCCGAGGCAGAUUUUGUGGCGGCGAACGAUGGGAAUGAGAACUAUGGAAGCACAGUUGUGGAGAAUUUGUCUAGGGUUUCGAGGGAAGAAGAGGGGAAAUGGGUGGUUACUCAUUUAGAAGCUAAUCGUGUGAUGAUGGAUUAUUAUUUGAAGAAGAGUUUUUUUGAUUUUAUUGAUGUUGAUUCAUUUGGGAGUGAUUCUUCUUUCUUAAGGUCUGCCAUUAGUACAUUGAAAUUAGGUGGAUUGCUUUAUGUUACUUCAACUGAUGGAUACUCAUCUGGUGGCCACCGUCCUCAUCAUUCUUUAGCUGCAUAUGGAGCCUAUGUGCGCCCCAUGCCAUAUUCAAAUGAGGUUGGUUUGCGAAUGCUUAUAGGUGGGGCUGCUAGGGAGGCUUCAGUGUUGGGGUUUCAUAUCACCCCUUUGUUUUCUUACUAUGCUUUUCAUGGACCUGUUUUUCGAGUCUUGCUCAGAUUGAAUCGUGGGAAGAUUCAUGACAGUAGGCAUUAUGGUUACAUUGGAUACUGCCACCAAUGUGGGAAUUCCCAUGAAUUUUCUUGGGAUCAACUUGGCCAGAUGAGUUGCUCCUGCAGUGUGCCAAAGGUUUCAAACUCCCUUGUGGUGUCAGGACCACUUUGGACAGGACCUCUGCAUGAUGCUCCCUAUCUUAUGGACAUGUUAAAUCUGGCCAAGCAGUGGGGCUGGAUAGGCUGUGAUGGUAAAGAUAGUCUUGAAAAGCUUAUAAAAUUGAUGGUGGAUGAAAGUGACCCCAAGUUGCCAUCUGGGUACAUCAAGUUGGAUGAGAUGGCAAGCCGUGCAAAAAUUAAUUCUCCACCUCUAAAGACCUUGAUGAGCGCCAUGCACCAGAAGGGUUAUGCUGCUAGCAGGUCUCACAUAUCCACAAAUGCAAUCAAGACAAAUUGCCCCAUGACAGAAUGCAUUAAGAUUGCCAAAGAACUUCUGCAAGUUUCCAUCGCUUAAUGAUUUGAGUGCUGAAGCCUGAAGGUUACUCUGGCUGCAAAACCACUUGCACGUAAUGCCAUCAGAGCAAACUAUGCGUGGUUAAUGCUCACAAGGGUGGAAGGUCAUAUCAACUUUCUUGGUCAUAUCAAAUUUUGUGCCCUAACAUCUGCUACCCAAUAUGGAAUUAUGGAUGUGCCUUGGUAUUUAUUCGAUAAUUCAGUUUACAUCACUCUAAGUCUAACCGCUACUAGUGCUCAAGUUUUUAGACUCGAGAAUUCCCAAAUACAAGUAGUUAGUGCCAGUAUAUGAUAGUAAUUUAGCUAAAAAAAAGUCGAAGAAAUGAAUGGACAAAUUCCUGGCACAUACGGUGCAAAGUGA
Molecule: messenger RNA, 1724 nt
Organism: Abrus precatorius (Indian licorice)
Lineage: Eukaryota; Viridiplantae; Streptophyta; Magnoliopsida; Fabales; Fabaceae
Product: tRNA (guanine(26)-N(2)/guanine(27)-N(2))-dimethyltransferase
Exons: 6
Coding region: 72-1364 (430 amino acids)
Biological process (GO): tRNA N2-guanine methylation
Cellular component (GO): nucleus
Molecular function (GO): RNA binding
Source: RefSeq, a predicted model, not a curated record